AUGAACCCAAUCAUAUAUUUUGGACUUUCAAAUGAACUGACAAGAGAAAACAUCUAUGCUCUAACCUAUCAACACUUGGCUCGAUUUGCAUUUUCCGACUUUUGCAAAACCCUUGCUUCCGCAAGCCGAAAGCAAAUUCUUCUUCGUAUCUACAAGGCCAACAGAGGUGCUAUUUGGGCUCAAUUUAUCUUUUCGAUAGCUGGAAUGUUAGUUGGUUACCUCAGCCCUUACUUCCAACAAAAAUUACUGGAGUAUAUUGCCGAUCCCCAAGGACGCCCUAUCAACAUUGCAUAUGUUUAUGUUUUUGGAAUGCUCGCUGUUGGAAUAACCAAGCUAGUUUUUAACGGUGUUCACUUAUGGGCCGGUAGACGGUGGAAUGUUCGGGCCUUUGCAAUGUUGGAUGCAGAAAUCUACAAAAAAACCUUAAAGCGCAAGGAUAUGUCCGGAAAAGUCGAGAAGAAAAAUACUAAGGAUGAUGCAAAGAAGGAAAACAAUACAAGUAAUCUUUUCAGUAGCUCUGGAAAAAUCACCAACUUAAUGAGUACUGAUGCUGAUCGUCUGGCGGAUACGCCAGUUUAUAUUUUUAUGGUUUACAACGCACCAAUUGAAAUAGCUGUGGCUAUAGUAUAUCUUUAUCAACUACUUGGAUUUGCGGCACUUGUUGGUCUGGGUGUGAUGAUCAUCACUUUCCCAUUUACUGCAUACAUAUCUAAGAUAAUGAUUAAGUCUUACAAGAGAUUUUCAGAAGCCAAGGACAAGCGAAACAAUUUGGUCAAUGAGUUGCUACAUGGUAUUCGUAUGAUCAAAUAUUUUGCCUGGGAAAACAACUGGGAAGAGAAAAUUAUGGCAGCACGUCGCUUUGAAAUCAAGAAACUUAUCCGCACUGUUAUUAUUCAAGUCAUAUUUUCAAUCACUUACCUUACCAUUCCAGUCCUGGUAUCUUGCUCCUCCUUUAUUUGGUACACAAAAGUAACCGGAAAUGAGCUGACUGCAAGUGUGGCAUUCGUUAGUAUCACCUUGUUUGAAAUGAUUCGUCGUCCAUUGAUGAUGAUUCCUGAAUCAAUUACAAAGUUGGGUGAAUGCUACGUCUGCCUAAAGCGUAUUGCAUCGUAUAUGGACGAGGCCGAAGUUGGUGAUGGUAUCAUUAAUGAACCUAUUCCCGUUCCAGAAGGUGUUUUGCCAGAGACUAUUCUGGCACGUGUUGGUACCGAAGAGUCGGUUUUCCGCUGGCAUUCUGGCGAGCCUGAAGCCAAAGACGCCGUUGCUGCUGAAGUAGAUCCAGAUGAACACCCUGACUUCUCACUCAAAGUUCCCGCUUUUGAGUUUCCUACCUCCGAACUUAGCAUUAUCUGCGGCCCAACCGGAAGUGGAAAGUCUAGUUUCUUGCAUGCCAUCUUGGGAGAAAUGGAUAUUGUCUCUGGACGUGUUUACUUGCCAUCCAAGACUAAGCUAGCCCUUGAUACAUACUCUGUCGUUGAUCCUGAAUAUCCCUCUCUCGCCCUGAAUAAGGUUGCUUAUGUAGCCCAGCAAGCCUUUUUACAGCAUGCCUCGAUCCGUGACAAUAUUUUGUUCGGUCAAGAGUUCGAUCCAGUUCGUUACAAAAAGGUGCUCUCCCAGUGCGCCCUCGUCAAGGAUUUGUCUAUCUUGCCUGAUGGUGACCGUACUGAAAUUGGUGAAAAGGGUAUCUCUUUGUCUGGCGGCCAGAAACAACGUGUCUCUUUGGCCCGUGCUGUUUAUUCACAUGCAAAGACCCUACUUUUGGACGACUGCCUUAGUGCUGUUGAUGCACACACUGCCAAGCACAUCUAUCAGCGUUGUAUUAAAGGCGAUCUUAUUAAGGGGCGCACAGUAAUUCUGGUUACUCAUCAUGUACGCCUUUGCUUACCUGCCGCCAAAUUUGUCAUGAAACUUGAGCGUGGUUCUGUAACCAGCUAUUGUUCCGUUGAGUCUCUUAGAGAAAAUGGUUCUCUGGAUAACAUUUUGGGUGAAGGAACAAACGAAGAUGAAGCAGUUGAUGAAGAACCUAUUGAACAAGUCGACGAAGAAUUCAGUCUAAUCAAUGACAAUGCAGCAGUCAAUAAUAUGAUUAAAGAAGAAAACUCUGAGAAAGGACGAGUAAAAUUCAAGGUGUACAAGACAUACUUUACUGCCUGUGGUGGCUGGUUCUUCUGGUGUGUUCUGCUCUCAUCGUUUUUUAUUGCCCGUGUCUUUGUAUUCGGAGAGAACUGGUGGCUAAGAAUUUGGGUUGCAAACAGCACCGGGUCUACGAAUUCCAAUGGAUUCAUCGCAACUAAGUUAGCUCCUGCAGCCUAUGGUGUAAUGUCAUAUGUUAAUGAUACUACCAAAAGUCAAAAUGUGUUCCGUGAUUGGGUAUACGAGGAAGAUCAACCUCGAAGUGUAGACUACUACAUUAUUGUUUAUCUGGUCAUCUGUUUAGCCUCAAUCCUAUUUGAUAUGCUUCGAAGUAUUGUACUUUACUGGGGUUCUGUUCACGGCGCAAAAAUAUUGUUUGAAAAGAUGUUGAGAAAAAUUACUCAUGCUCCUUUGCGUUUUUUCGACACUACUCCAAUCGGUCGUGUACUCAACCGUUUUGGCAAGGAUGUAAUGACAGUUGAUAUGGAUUUAGCCCGCACAUCAAGUAAAGUACUUGACUGUAUGACCGGUUUAGUCGCAUCUGUUGUCGUAGUUGGUGCUAUCACUCCUCAGUUUAUUGCUGUUGCCAUAGUUAUUGGUGCAGCUUAUGUCGCAAUUGGUGCCCUCUAUCUAAGUGUAUCGCGCCAGUUCAAGCGUCUUAACUCUGUUAGCCGAUCACCGAUUUAUUCGCACUUCACCGAGACUUUGGCCGGUGUUACAACUAUUCGCGCCUAUUGCCAAGAAGAUACAUUCGAACUCGAAUUUUACAGAAAAAUAGAUACAUACAUCUCGCCUUACUAUUAUCUGUGGAUGACUAACCGCUGGUUAUAUGCUCGGGUAGAAUUUGCUGGUUUAUUUAUUUCUUUGUUUGCUGGUAUCUUUAUCCUUUGGAACCUCGACACUAUCGAUGCUGGUAUGGCCGGUAUCUCACUUUUCUAUGCCCGUUCAUUCUUGGAUAAUAUAUAUCUGGGGAUUCGCGAGUACACUCAAGUUGAGAUGGAUUUGAACUCGGUUGAACGAAUUCAAGAGUAUCUCGAGAUUGAACAAGAACCUCCCGCUUCUAUCAAAGGAAGCCGCCCCCCUGCUGCCUGGCCUACUACCGCAUCUGUUGAAGUAAAAGAUCUUGUGAUCAGAUAUGCAGAAGAUCUUGGCCCUGUACUUCAUGGAAUCUCUUUUGACAUUCGAUCUCACGAAAAAGUUGGUGUUGUUGGACGUACUGGAUCAGGAAAGAGCACCCUUGCUCUCAGUUUCUUCCGUUUCCUUGAACCAAGCAGCGGCAGUAUUACUAUUGAUGGAAUUGACGUCACUCAUAUUGGUGUCUAUGAUCUUCGUUCUAAGCUCACUAUUAUUCCUCAGGAUGCUGUUUUGUUCUCUGGAACUAUCCGUUCCAACCUUGAUCCCUUUGAAGAAUACACAGAUAGUGCGGUCUGGGAAUCUCUCGUCCGAGCCCACCUUGCUCCUGAAAACCACGAUGAUGAAGUCCCAGAAGGAAAUGCUACCUGGGCUGUCACUAGUCUUAGCCAAAUUGUGAGCGAUGGUGGCAACAACUUCUCUCAAGGCCAACGUCAACUGCUCUGUAUGGCCCGUGCAUUGCUCAAGAACAGCAGACUUAUUAUUAUGGACGAAGCUACUGCCAGUGUUGAUUUCGAGACCGACAAGAAGAUUCAAAACACAAUUCGUGAGGAGUUUGUCAGCUCGACUUUAAUUUGCAUUGCCCAUCGCCUGAGAACUAUUAUAGAUUAUGAUCGAGUUUUGGUGCUUGAUCAGGGUAAUGUUGUUGAAUAUGACACACCUGCAAACUUGUUGAUCCACGGUGCUGGAACUGGCCUAUUCAAGUCGAUGUGCGAGAAUUCCGGUGAACUUGAUUUGUUAAUCGAAAUGGCGCAA
Phycomyces blakesleeanus NRRL 1555(-) is the source of this 4020-nucleotide messenger RNA. RefSeq lists its product as hypothetical. The record is from RefSeq and is a predicted model, not a curated record. NCBI's taxonomy places the organism in Eukaryota, Fungi, Mucoromycota, Mucoromycetes, Mucorales, Phycomycetaceae. The annotation marks the transcript as partial. The transcript has 3 exons. Gene Ontology annotation, cellular component: membrane; fungal-type vacuole. Gene Ontology annotation, molecular function: ATP hydrolysis activity; ABC-type peptide transporter activity; ATP binding. Gene Ontology annotation, biological process: transmembrane transport.